GUUCUUGUACACAUGCCCAGCAUCGGGAAAGGUGCGGCGUCCAGUGUGGCGUCGAAUGUGCGAAAUAGCUUUAAGAAUAUCGAAUUAGCAUUGGUUGUGGGAAUAUGCGGCGCAGCUCCUCUGACUCCCAGUCACGAGGAGAUCCUCCUGGGCGAUGUCGUGAUCAGCGAUGGAAUCAUUCAAUAUGACCUGGGCCGGCGUCUCCCUCAUACCUUCAUCCGGAAGGAUACUCUCCUAGACAACUUAGGUCGACCCAAUCCACGCAUCCGCAGCCACCUAGCCAAGCUUCGCGGUCGACGGAGUCGAGUGCAACUGCAAGAGGAGCUUAUUCUUCAUCUCACCGAAUUGCAAGAAAGGUGGCCAGACCAAAGCCUAGAAUCUCCGGGCAUUGAACAAGACCAGCUAUUCCAAUCGACAUAUCAUCACCAGCAUCACCAGACACCGUGUUCGGUCUGUGCCACUAACAUGAUAGAGGAUUGCAAAGAUCGCGCAAUAUGUCAGGAAGCCCUGCACAUGACCUGCGACGAGCUCGUUUGUGAUCCGAAGAUGGCCAUCCCUCGCAUUAGACACCAAGUCGCCCUUCACGGGGAUGGGACCCUCACGCCCCGCGUCCACUACGGACUGAUUGCAUCCGGAGAUAGUGUGAUUCGCUCCGGCGUGGAUCGAGAUAUCCUCGUCGCACGAGAUGGGGUCAUUGCCUUCGAAAUGGAAGGAGCAGGGGUCUGGGACAAUCUACCGUGCAUUGUUAUCAAGGCUGCUUGCGACUAUGCCGACAGUCACAAGAAUAAACACUGGCAGAAUUAUGCAGCUGCGACGGCGGCAGCUUGUACGAAGGCUUUUCUCCAGGCGUGGGUGGCAAAUGAUAGUAGUACGACCCUCGAAUGAGUAUUCCGUA
Molecule: messenger RNA, 895 nt
Organism: Aspergillus pseudotamarii
Lineage: Eukaryota; Fungi; Ascomycota; Eurotiomycetes; Eurotiales; Aspergillaceae
Product: nucleoside phosphorylase domain-containing protein
Exons: 1
Coding region: 13-885 (290 amino acids)
Biological process (GO): nucleoside metabolic process
Molecular function (GO): catalytic activity
Source: RefSeq, a predicted model, not a curated record